This is a messenger RNA of Cuscuta campestris, 1787 nucleotides long. The record is from the annotation of a GenBank genome assembly. Lineage: Eukaryota; Viridiplantae; Streptophyta; Magnoliopsida; Solanales; Convolvulaceae.
GGUAUGCCCUCCCAUGGCUUGGUUCCCAUCGAUGGGUAAAGGUUCCCAUCGCUGGGAAAAGACAUUCUGCCUUGUGAUUAUAUUGAAUCAAGGCUUGAACAGCAAUGAGUAGAACUUCCUAUCGUUGUUUGACAUGGUUCUGGAGUCCAGCUGAGCUAAAGGCUGCUUACCCAUCGAUGGGAGGUGUUUUCGGCGAUGACCCAAAGCUUCGUCAUCUUGGUGCUCGGUCUGGCGUUGUGAAUGUCGGAGGACACGAUGAGGUCCAUGACGAGGAAGACGUACGACAAGCUUGGCUCGGUGGUGAGGGAGGCGCAAUCCGCCAUGUGAACCAUGACGAACUUUGCCUAAUUGAUGGAGGCACCGUGGAUGAUUUCAUGAAUCGCCUUCAAAUCCUCGUUGAAGAGCAAGGUGUGACUGCCGUCGCGAGGGCGGAGAAUCCGGGUGAGGAUGUAGAGAAGAAGGCGCUUCUCCGGCGAGGCCGAGUGGAUUGUCGGUGCGCCGCUGUGGCGGAUGAGGUUGGUGAUCCCAAGCUCUCGAAUGACGACCGCCUCGUUGUUGAGGGUCCAAUCGUUGCCUCCGUACGUCGCGAUGGCGUCUCCUCGGAUGGGCAGUCCUGCGAUCCGUGCAAAAGUCGGAAAAUCAAUCUCUAUGUCGUAGAGAUUGAUGUUGCUGUAAAUGGUGUCGCCAUCGCGGCGGAGAUUGGAGUAGAAUGCCCGGACAAAGGCGGGAUUGUAGGACGUGCGACUCUUGGAGACGAAGGGCCACAAACCCGACGUUUGGAGUUGGUUGUCGAGCUCGUGAUACCCCUUUUGUUGGGGGAACAAUUCUGGGAGCACUCAGGGCGGAGAGAUUGGGUGUUUGGCGAAGUGCGUGAGGAACCGGUUGAGUUCCUCUUCCGACCUGAACUCGAGAAAGGAUCUGUCAAGGGAUGGCAGGAUCCCAUCGAUGGGAAGAUGGCCACUAGAAAGCGAGGAAGAAGUCAAGGCUGCCUUCCCAGCGAUGUGUGGAUUCUCCCAUCGAUGGGAACAUGGCUACUGGAAAGUGCAGAAACAACGAGGGUUUCCCUGGUCGUAAGUUUAUUUUUGACCUCCCCUAAAGCAACCGGGGGUGGAAUGGUUUCCCCAUCUUACUCUCCCCUGGCCGGUCUGAGGUGGAACGAUCACCUCCUAAAUCACGAGUUCACCGAACCAGCAACCACUCCUGACUUGGAGGAGAGUCUGGAGAAACUGCUCUGCGGUGAUCCCUACACCGGGAUGAAAUAUCACUAUAGGAGCUGGGUCUGGUGGAUCAAUCGGGGUGGCGAGGGUACCUCGCAGGCCCAUAAAGUAGAGGGGCGCGGUGUAUCGUUCCCGAGAAACACUACAGAGGUUGAGGGCCAUUGUCACUCAGACACGGAGUUCAAAGAGUUCAAUGUCCCCGUGGGUGAGGACGUUGGAGCAGCCGGUAGCUCCCAGGCUGCAACUUCCUCCAAGAAUAUCCUGGUUGUUGCUCCUAUAGAGGAAUAAGUGAGGAACCCAAUCCUUGAGAAUUUUUGUAGAUUGAACUUGAAUCUUUCACAUGUCAGCACAAACCCAAUAAUGGAAGAGAAACAUAGCAGAAGGUAGCACACGCCAAGCCCAAGACAGUCCUCAACAGAACAAAAACAAUACCAAAGAACAUGAACACGAGACAAAUAAUAUCAAGAUGGUGUAAAUAAACCACCGGGUAAACAGUUUUAGAUCGGAACUAGGAUUGUUUACUAGAUUUGAUAAAGUAAAAAGUUGUAAACAUAAAGGUUAACCAGGAGG